AUGACCCCUGGACUCACCAAAGCCCACCAUCUGCUGAUUCCCGACUUCCAGCCUGAAUGUUCCACAGCCCUCACCAUCUUGCCUAAGAGAAAGGCUGAGGGGCAUUUUCAAGGAGAUAAAGCCAAGGUGAAGGAUGAACCACAGAGAAGAUCCACCAGGUUAUUGGCGAAACCUGUUCCUCCAAAGCAAGAGCCCAAGCCUAAAAAGGCCCCUGCAAAGAGGGAGAGAACAUACCCACAGAGAAAAUGGGGAAAGCCCGAUGCUGGCAAGGAUGGGAAUAACCCUGCAGAGAAUGAAGAUGCCAAAACAGACCAGGCACAGAAAGCUGAAGGUGGUGGAGAGCCCAAGGGAAGUGUGUGCAUGUUUGAUAACUUUGUAUUUCUGGUAACUGUACAGUUUGAAAUACUGUUUGUUACCAAGUUUUAUAAAAAUGCAGAAUUUUGUCUUACUUUUUUAAGCUAUAUUGUUAGCACUCAGAACACCAUUAUUGUUUCUGAAUGA
Messenger RNA from Phyllostomus hastatus (greater spear-nosed bat), 501 nucleotides. Its product is annotated as non-histone chromosomal protein HMG-17-like. NCBI's taxonomy places the organism in Eukaryota, Metazoa, Chordata, Mammalia, Chiroptera, Phyllostomidae. The record is from RefSeq and is a predicted model, not a curated record. The transcript has a single exon. Bases 1 to 501 code for a protein of 166 amino acids. Gene Ontology annotation, cellular component: nucleus; chromatin. Gene Ontology annotation, biological process: chromatin organization. Gene Ontology annotation, molecular function: nucleosomal DNA binding.